AUGGAUACUUUGAACUCGAUACUAAAAUUAAUAGAGCGAAAUUGUUUUAUGGCCUCUCUUGACAUUAAAGAUGCAUACUAUUCAGUAGCUGUCAAUCAAUCUGAUCGCAAAUAUCUGCGGUUUUACUGGCAGGGAGUUUUAUAUCAAUAUACAUGCUUGCCAAAUGGCCUUUCUAGUUGCCCUAGGACGUUCACCAAGGUGCUUAAACCCCCAUUAACAGUGCUCCACAAACUUGGUCACAUUAUUGCCAGUUACAUUGACGAUCUUUUCCUACAGGGAAAAACGUAUGAACAAUGCGUGUCUAAUGUUAUUGAUACACUAUUGCAAUUUGACGCUCUGGGAUUUAUAAUUCACCCAGAUAAAUCAGCUUUCAUACCUUCACAAGAACUGCUUUUAUUAGGUUUUAUAAUUAACUCUGUUGAAAUGACCAUUACCCUCACACCUGAGAAAAAGGUCGCACUAAAGCAGCUUUGUCUCGCUUUGAUAUCUAAACAUAUGCCCACAAUUAGAGAGGUUGCUCAAGUUAUUGGUAAGAUAAUCUCGUCAUUUCCGGGCGUGGCACACGGCCCAUUAUAUUACAGAGCAUUAGAUCGUAAUAAAACUGAAGCUCUUCAAUUGUGUAAAGGUAAUUUUGAUAAACGCAUGACAUUAUCAAAAGAGUCAAAGCUUGAGCUUCGGUGGUGGGCACAGAAUAUUCUUGAGUCACAAAAUGUAAUUUCCCGGGGCCAACCGUCCCAUAUUCUUACAACAGAUGCCUCCCUCACUGGGUGGGGGGCGGUUUACGAAGGCAGCAGUACUGGUGGUUUUUGGGCUGAUGAAGAAAAAAUACAUCACAUUAACUACCUCGAGCUACUAGCGCUGUUUUUAGGGUUACAGACGUAUUGUAAAACUUUACAAGGCACACAUAUUCGGGUGUAUCUUGAUAACACAACAGCUAUAGCUGUAAUAAACCACAUGGGCACAAGCCAUUCGCCACAAAGUAACACACUAGGUAAAACUAUCUGGGAAUGGUGUAUCUUCAGAAAUAUCUGGCUUAGUGCUGCCCAUAUUCCAGGGGUUGACAAUACUAUAGCUGAUUCAGAAUCACGCAGCACUGAUUCGCAUACCGAAUGGAUGCUUGACAGCUCAACUCUUAAGAGUUGUAAUCGCAACAUUGUUGCAAAAAAUUCAGGAGGAAAAAGCGACAGGGAUAGUAGUUUUACCGGACUGGCCAACACAAUCUUGGUACGCCAAGGCAAUGCAAAUGUGCCGUCAACCCCCGGUACGUCUAGCUCCGGGGAAACAGCUGUUACAAUUGCCAGGUCAACCGCAGGAAAUUCAUCCACUGCACAAAACUCUGGCUCUUCUAGUUUGUCACUUAUCCGGCAACAACUAACAGAGCAAGGCUUAUCAGCUGAAACGGUAAAUAUAAUAAUGGCGACAUGGCGACAGACAACCGGAAAACAAUAUCAGUGCUACCUUUUAAAAUGGAUAAGUUUUUGCCAAGAAAAUCGAAUUAAUAUUGAACAGGCUGAUAUUAAUGAUGGUCUAAAAUUCCUCACAUUUUUAUACAAUCAAGGCGUAGGUUACAGUGCUAUUAACACAGCUCGGUCAGCACUAUCUGCAGUAAUCACGUUGGGUAGUCAUCGAACCUUUGGUGAACACCCUUUAGUUACUCGGUUUCUCAAAGGCGUUUUUGAACUUAAACCAUCCUUACCUAGAUAUUCUGUAGUAUGGGACGUGGGCGUAGUUCUUAAAUUUCUGCAGUCAAUGCCCUCUCUGGAGAAUAUGACUUUAGCAAUGCUAAUGAAAAAGUUAACCACGUUAUUAGCACUUCUAACUGCCCAGCGAUGCCAAACAUUAAAGAGCCUAGACCUAGACUUCAUGCAAGAAGCCGACAAUCAGUUUGUGUUUACAAUAAUGGAAAAACUUAAAACAACCCGAGCAGGGAAACACAUUCCACCAAUCAAAAUAUUGAGUUACCCACACGAUAUUCGUCUGUGUCCUGUAGCACAUUUAAAAUGUUACAUCACGAAAACAAAAACAUUACGACGUCAUUCAACACUUUUAUUAAGUUACGUCAAGCCACAUAAACCGGUGACCAAUUCCACUAUCGGUAGAUGGGUCAAAGGCAUUCUUCAAGAAUCGGGCAUCGACAAAAUGUUUUCAGCACACAGUAGUCGAACAGCAUCAUCGUCAUACGGAAUUUUGUUGGGCCUGCCAUUGAAAGAUGUUCUGAAAGCUGGCGGAUGGUCAAAUGCAGAAACAUUUGCCAAACAUUAUAAUAAACCUAUCGAAUCUAAUUUUGGGAACAGUAUACUUAACCAUUUUAUUAAUACAGACACCGAUGAUUGA
Messenger RNA from Dendronephthya gigantea, 2334 nucleotides. RefSeq lists its product as uncharacterized. The transcript has 2 exons. Gene Ontology annotation, molecular function: DNA binding. NCBI's taxonomy places the organism in Eukaryota, Metazoa, Cnidaria, Anthozoa, Malacalcyonacea, Nephtheidae. The record is from RefSeq and is a predicted model, not a curated record. Gene Ontology annotation, biological process: DNA integration; DNA recombination. The coding region runs from base 1 to 2334 and encodes 777 amino acids.